UGUGCGUGUUUUAUACCACAGAUUCUGCGCCAUGGACCCCAGUAUACUCGCAGCCAUGGAUAAGGAGGCAUUGAAAAAGCAGAUCGAAAACAUGAAGUAUCAAGCUUCUAUGGAACGCUGGCCGCUCUCAAAAAGCAUCUCCGCGAUGCGAGAGUACGUGGAGGAGAAUGAGAAGAACGACCCGCUCAUACACGCCCCGGACAAGAAAAACAACCCGUGGGCUGAAAAAGGAAAAUGCAUCAUCAUGUAAUGCUGCUGGCCAAACAUAAAAAAAAAAAAAAUAAAGUUGAAAAUAAUAUCAAGACAUAAUAUCCUUAUUCUAAAUUCGAAAAUUACGUUCUCACAUUUGAAGCUGGCCGCCUAGAAACGGCGCGGAAAAAACAAUUGCUCAAGUUGGUAACACUUGAUUUUAAAUAAAGAAUCUUGAUUUUCAUAAUGGAAGGAGAUAAGUAUUUGGGGAAACAGGCGGAAGGAUGGUACCAAAACUGCCAGACAAUAUGUUUCUGAUGAAAUAGUAAUGUAGACGUAUGUUUUUAAACAUGUAAGGCUAAGCCAAGUACAGCUUCGCAAUAAUUUUCAAACAUUUAUUUUUAAUGUAAAAUGCAAUCAAUUUUCCGUUUCCAUUGAAAGUUCUAGUCGUUUUUAUUUUUAUUUAAUAUUAUAAUCAUAAAUACCUAGAUACUGUAAAGUAUGUACAUGGUGACUGUGCGUGACGCAAGUAUGUACUUAUGAAUGUUUUGUUAAACGUUUUAAAAAAAUGUUGUAAAUACGUUAAAUUUUGUAUUUCUAGUAAUAAAAUAUUUUGGUCACAGAACUAUCGGUAGAGAUAUGUAAAACGGGAAGGUAAAUAGUGAAUUUUGCGAAUAAAAUUAAAAAAAAAAUAUUUAAAAUAAACUUUGAACGAGUUAAAUUGGAAAGGUUUGUAAUAUUUAACGUUUAAUUGUGUUAGAAAACUGAUAAGGUCUUGAAAAUGUCUGUGUGUGCAUCUUUUUUUCCAGGAACCCAUGCAUUUCCAUACAAAAAAGCAACUUCCUUUCUCAUCUCGAUUUGUAUGGACCUGCGAUGGAUUCUCUAAACACAAAUUUAAAUAACAGUAGUUUAAAAAUAUUAAAAUAAACAAUCAGGCUAGUUUGAAAAUAAAAUAUUAGUUUAAACGUAGCAUCGACUUUGUCACUAAUAUUAAUUAUUAUAAAAAAACUAAAUUAAAUGCCAAAAUUCCUUGAGCUCGGGACUUUUUGGCAUUUAAAAUGAAAUUAAACUAUAAUUUUAAGGGUCAAUAUCGCAUAUAUCACAACUUAACAACUAUUUGCUGUAUCGCGGAGGUUAGACGAGGAAAAAAGGUAAUGUAAAAAAAUGGCAAUAAUGCAUAGUAGAUGGAAAUAAUGAACGAUUGAGAUAACUUAGAUUAGUAAAAAACUAACGUUAAGAAUUAAUAAUUGUACGCUAUAAAGCGAUUAAAUUUUGUUUGAAAAUCGAAGUAAUUGAUAAGCAGUUAAGAAAACUUUUUUAUAAACAGGUACAUUCAGCAGUGCCAUUAUAAAUAGUAAUAACGCUUGACUACUUACUCCCUGCGAAGUCUGAAUGUUAGAUUUUUCACUUGAGUCGUACUUAAAUUCAGCUUAAUGACGACUUAAGUAGACUUGGAAUUUUAACUGUCAGUUGUAAAUCUUCUUAGAAAAUCUAACUUCUAUAUUCCCAAAAUUCUUUAAAUUGUAUUAAAAACAUAAAGCCUGUUCUUUUUUGGGUUUACAUGGCAGUUGAUUUUGACACCAGCCAGAUUUAUUUUUUUAUUCCAAGCUAUCCAGCCAGUUUUUUGUGUCCAACCUGCGAUACGCUAUGUGUAGGCAAUCAAAAUUAUAAAUAAAAACAUAAUUUGAAUUUUCAUUAAAAUUAAAGCAAACUAUCGUAGUUUCCUACUUAACUUCGUUAAAAAUAUCUUUAAGAUUUCUAGAAUUGAGGUGCUGAAACGUUUUUGAGUAAAAACAAAAUGUUACGGACAGUGUUUAUAGUAAAACACGCAUCAGUACUUCAAUCUUCGUAGUUCUACUAAUCUAAUGCUCCAAUAAAAGGGAUUCGCUAAAAUCCAAAUACUUAAAUAGUGAAUUAUAAAUUAAUGCACUGUAGACAACAUAGUUUAAAUUUAAAUUCUAACCUUUAGUACUUAAAUGUCUCUUUAAACUUACGAUCCUUCUUCUUUGUCAUAUCUAGAAAUGAGAAAAAAAUCAUUCUGGCUGUGAAAAAAUCCAAUGUACCUACCUACAUGAAAAUAAUUUUCAUUAUUUCAUCAUUAGAAAUUUCUGGAUACAUACAAAAAUCAUCUCAAAAUUGACAAUAAAUCAAAUGUUAAAAAUUUCAUUUCGUAAAGUGAAAUAAGAAUAAAAUAAUGGUAGAGGCCGUUUUAUGUGUGAAUACCCGACACAAAAAUGAACUUUAUUCAGUCUUGACUCGUGUUACGUUACAAGCUUGCAUGGUAUUCUCACGUGAAUCGGUCCACAUUAUUAUGCCUAUGUCAAUUCGUGUAUAGUUUUACUCAAGAACCACGUCAGUAUUUUUUCAUCCUUAAAACUUCUUGAAAACAUUCCUGGUCUUAUCGUUAUUUUACACUAUUUAUGACCUUAAUGCCUAAAAUUCACCAUUCAUCAUUAUUAUUAUUUAAAUAAACUUUACUCUUUAGCUACGAUAGUUUUAAAAUUAGCUAUUUUAGUCGAUAAAAGUAGAUUUAGUUUAAAUUAAAUAUUAAGUAAAAAUGUCAAACUUGUUUGUUAAUCUAUAACAUAAAAUGCUAUGCAGAGGUUUAAUCUUAGAUAAAAUAAACGUAUAUAAAUAAUUAGUAAAGUUAAGUAUUUCCUGAUUUUCUGGCGGUUUUAUAAAUUUAAAAAACUUUUUUUUUAACAUCAUCACGAAGUUAUUAUAAAGCACACAAGACAUUUUCAAGACUAUUUCAGGAUUAAAAUUUUAUUUAUGUUUUGUGUAAUUUACUUUUAUGAAUGAUUUACUUUAACUGUAUUAUUAUGUUACACACCAAAGAUUGCGUUUCCAUAGUAUUUCUUAAAUUAAUUAAAUUUUCACUGAAGUUUUAUUCAAAUCUAACACAAAAUUCUAACACCUUAGUCGUUAACGUAUGUAAUGUGUUAGAUUUGAAUAUUCAAAUAUUAAAUAAUCAAUAAGCUACUGAAAUAAAUAGUAAUUUUAAAAGGGGCUAAUCCAAAUUUAAUAACCAGGAUAGAUAAGGUGAUAUUGGAAAUGAUUUUUUUAGGAUCACUAGCUGUAAGGUAUCGUAUGUUAUUAAUAACAUGUAAUCAGUAAUCACUGAAAUAAAUGAAAAUAUAAAA
This is a messenger RNA of Plutella xylostella (diamondback moth), 3332 nucleotides long. It is a transcript of the gene Ggamma30A, whose product is annotated as guanine nucleotide-binding protein subunit gamma-e. The record is from RefSeq and is a predicted model, not a curated record. Lineage: Eukaryota; Metazoa; Arthropoda; Insecta; Lepidoptera; Plutellidae. Gene Ontology annotation, biological process: phospholipase C-activating G protein-coupled receptor signaling pathway; sensory perception of taste. Gene Ontology annotation, molecular function: G-protein beta-subunit binding. Gene Ontology annotation, cellular component: heterotrimeric G-protein complex.